AUGGAAGGGCCAAUGCGAAACGCGACUGUCAGUGAGAAACAGUUUGAUCGGAAGCCGCAUAGACGUCACUGCGAAAGGUCCCUAGCACCCCCUGCAUUGUCCACACCACCCACCAUCACUCCUGCCCCUGCCCCACCCAUCGGUGCUGCUAUCUCACUAUCAGCCACACGCCCCUCAAGGAGAGUGCUGCUCAUGCGCCAGCAGGGUGGAGUGCAGGCGCUGAAGCUCCGCCCCUAUGCGCGCACAGAUGGCGUCCAGCAGGGCAGAGGGGGGGGGGACAUGGUGCUGGGAAGGACGGCGGAUGGGGGGUGUGCUGGUCGGGACGGAGGGGAGGGGAAGGGAGGGGGCCGGGAGAGGAGAGGAGGGAGGGGGGGGAGAGAGGGUAGGGAGGGGAGAGAGGGGAGGGAGGGGAGAGAGGGGAGGGAGGGGAAAGGGGAGGAGGGAGGGGGAGAGAGAGGGGGAGGGGGGGGGGGGUGA
Messenger RNA from Closterium sp. NIES-65, 477 nucleotides. NCBI's taxonomy places the organism in Eukaryota, Viridiplantae, Streptophyta, Zygnematophyceae, Desmidiales, Closteriaceae. The record is from the annotation of a GenBank genome assembly.